UUUUUCUAAUAAUGAAUGUAUAGUGAAUGUGUAAAGAAACAAAUUGCACCUGUAGGUUUAACGUCCCCAAGUUUUGAAAUAUUGAGAUUCGUGCAAUUCACGAAUAAAAAAUGGCGGUCCUCAACAUUAGGAGUCCAACUUAAAGAAGGUGGAGAUAUCAUAGCUGUUUCUGCGGUUGAUUCCAGGAUUCCGAAUUCGUUAAAGAAAUUCCUCGAGGGUGGAGAUGACCUUGUGAAAAGUGCUAAAAGAAUCGUCGCCGAAGGACGUAGCAUAAUUCCGGCGGAAGACGUGAAUUUUUUGGCACCAAUUACGCGUUGGGACAAAUUAGCAUGCAUCGGUUUAAAUUAUAGCGGACAUUGCGAAGAACAGGGCGUAUCGCCACCGGAAAGUCCAGUAGUAUUCAGCAAAUUUCCUAGUAACAUUGUAGGACCAACCGAUAAUGUUAUUUUACCUUCAAUAUCAGAGAAGGUCGAUUGGGAAGCUGAACUUGCUAUAGUGAUUGGAAAGCGAUGUAAGACUAUCAGUGAUAAAGAAGCAGAGGAUUGCAUUUUUGGGUUCACAAUUGCUCAAGAUAUAACAGCUCGAGAUUGGCAGAAAUCGAAACGCAAUGGUGGACAAUUUCUACUUGGUAAAAGCAUGGACACAUUCUGUCCACUUGGACCUGCUGUUGUGACGAAGGAAUCAAUAUCCGAUAUUAAUAAUUUAACGGUGAAAACCUGGGUAAAUGGUAAUCUCAAGCAAAAUGGAAAUACCAGUGAACUUAUUUUCAAACCUCACGAAAUUGUUGCUUAUAUAUCCCAAUUUAUGACUUUGUUACCUGGAGAUGUAAUACUUACUGGUACUCCAGCAGGUGUAGGAUUCACGAGAAAGCCACCGGAGUUCUUGAAACGUGGAGACGUUUUGGAAACAGAAAUUGGUAAUCUUGGACGUUUGAGAAACAAAGUAUUGUGAUUGAUGAAAUGUAAUUAUUUGCGUCGAACGAAACAGAGAUGUCUUUUAAUUAGUAAAUGGAGAAACAUGUGCUUUCUCGAUUCAUUUACGUAUGUCAAACUCGAAUCGUAUCGAUGAUUUGUCACAGAUAGAUCAGAAAUGUUUACGGACAUGACAGAGAGCUGAACUUUAUGAAUAUAUGCGUAGCCAUGCUACUUAAGAAAAAUUGCAUCGAUAUACCUUUUUAGAAAGAAAAUAUUAAGUCGGGCAAACCAUGAAAUCCGUGCGGAACCCAUGCCUUUUAAAUGUAAUCAUUCAAUUUCGCUACUUUUAUAUACAUUAUGCAUUUUAUGUAUUUGUACACUAAACAUUAAAGAAAAACUGUUUCUACAGAA
This is a messenger RNA of Vespa mandarinia (Asian giant hornet), 1325 nucleotides long. RefSeq names its product oxaloacetate tautomerase FAHD2A, mitochondrial. Gene Ontology annotation, molecular function: catalytic activity. The record is from RefSeq and is a predicted model, not a curated record. NCBI's taxonomy places the organism in Eukaryota, Metazoa, Arthropoda, Insecta, Hymenoptera, Vespidae.